AUGUCUACGGUCUUCAAAAUAUCAUAUGAACCACCACCACUAGAAGUUUUAAAUCAAUCGACUCAACUACCAGCAAUACCACUUCCAAUUUCACCACCUAAUUUAACGAUAACUCGACGAUUAAUAUUUCCGAGUAUACUAUCAACAUCAUUUGCGCCUACUUCAUCACCAACAACUUUCGUGAUAAAGACAACGAGUGUAAAGCCAACAUGGAAUCAGCUUAGCACAAAAAUUCGGGACCAAUUUAAUAUACCCGAAGAUAUUAAUUUUAGUUUAACUUAUAUGGAUGCAGGAGGUAAAGAAAUGGCCUUGUCUUCCCAAGAUGAAUUAAUUAAUUAUUUUUCUCAAGAUGAAGGUGAAGUUUUACCUAUUCUAAAAAAUAAUUGCAGUUAUAAGUUUGGUUUAACGAUCUUACCUCAAAACAAUAAUGUUGAAGAAGAUAAGAAAGGUGGAGAUAAUGAUAUUAAAGAAUUUGAAAAGGCCAAAAUUUCGAGAACUUGUGAUAAUCAACAAAGCGAAGCUGUGAAUUCCAAUAUUUUAUUUGUUAAACAAAAUUUUACGGGACCAGAUUACAAAUAUUCAAGAAGAACUGUAGCUGCUCCUGAUGUGACUGAUUUUACUUGCUACUACCAAAAGAAUAUAUAUAUAUAA
Molecule: messenger RNA, 651 nt
Organism: Funneliformis mosseae
Lineage: Eukaryota; Fungi; Glomeromycota; Glomeromycetes; Glomerales; Glomeraceae
Source: the annotation of a GenBank genome assembly